Molecule: messenger RNA, 984 nt
Organism: Beta vulgaris subsp. vulgaris (sugar beet)
Lineage: Eukaryota; Viridiplantae; Streptophyta; Magnoliopsida; Caryophyllales; Amaranthaceae
Exons: 4
Coding region: 7-723 (238 amino acids)
Biological process (GO): proteolysis
Molecular function (GO): cysteine-type peptidase activity
Source: RefSeq, a predicted model, not a curated record
GUCUUCAUGUUCAAUAGGCAAGAAGAGGAAUCACCUUCUGCAACAAGGAGAUUUUGGUUUAAUAUUAUGCCUUUUAACUAUAUCAAUUGGUUGUGUGCUGAGAAGGUAAAAAAGGUUCAGUUUGAGAGUGAGAUUGCUGAAAAUGAGAUUAUUUUGAAGAACCUGGAGGGCACUAGGCAGUAUGAUCAGAAGUUUAAGGAAUGGGAAGAAAACAAGAAAAAGCUUAUUACAAAAGAUGAUGAUUUAUUCUACAAGAAAUGUAAGGAAGCUAUUUCUUCAUGGGUGAAAUCAUUUCCACGCAAUGAUAUUCGAGAAGCUGAACUGAUUUUUGUUCCUGUUCACAAGGAUGAUCAUUAUACUGUCUUGGUGCUGAACAAGAAAGCAAAAAGGAUUGAAAAUAUUGACAAUCGUACAGACAUGAAGGACAUUGAUAGAUAUAAGCAUGAGGAAUUUAACGGUCUUACAUACUUUUGUCGUGCUUUUGAUUCUUUUAUGAAAGAGACUAUGAGAUGUCGUGAUUUUGAUCGUCUCCACCAUUGGCAAACAUCAACUCUUUACUUCCCUUGGAGAAGCAAGGACAACAAUUUUGAUUGUGGUGUCUAUGCAAUCAAAACCAUGGAGCUGUAUGACGGUCAAAAUACUAACCAUGCUGCACUUGUUGACCUAAAAGGGUAUGAUUACUUUAUUUUGCUUGUUACAUUUCUGUUUUUGAAAGUUUUUUAAUAGAAAAAGGUAUGAUAGCCAGUUAGUGAAGGACUUGAAAGACUAGCUGAAAAACAAAGAUGUCUAACUGAAGCAUUAUAAAGACUAGCUGAGAAAUAAUGAAGUCUAACUGAAGCACUGUAAAGACUAGCUUAGAAAUAAACAAGUCUAACUGAAACAUAAUAAAUACUAGCUGAAAAACAAUCAAGUCUAACUGAAACACAAUCAUUACUAGCUGAAAGCAUUAUAAGGACUACCUGAAAAACAAUGAAGCACUAUAAA